Messenger RNA from Ostrea edulis (European flat oyster), 963 nucleotides. RefSeq lists its product as uncharacterized. Lineage: Eukaryota; Metazoa; Mollusca; Bivalvia; Ostreida; Ostreidae. The transcript has 2 exons. The record is from RefSeq and is a predicted model, not a curated record. Bases 1 to 963 code for a protein of 320 amino acids.
AUGUGGAUUGUGCGUCUAGUGCAGGGGAUGUAUGCCAAUGCUCGUGGCUGUGUUCGUUUUGGUGAUGGCUACAGUGAGGAGUUUGCUGUGAAGGUCGGAGUCCAUCAGGGGUCAGUACUCAGCCCUCUGCUUUUCAUCAUCGUACUAGAGGCUCUUUCCCGCGAAUUUCGCACCAGUGUUCCCUUGGAGGAUCUGUAUGCAGAUGACCUGGUUAUCAUUACUGACUCGUUGGAUGAAUGUGUCAAGCGGCUCCUGAUUUGGAAAGAAGCUAUGGAAAGGAAAGGACUGAGAGUGAAUGCGGGCAAAACCAAGAUCAUGACCCGUGGUACGGGUGUUGACCUACUUCAGGACUCGGGCAGCUUCCCAUGUGCUGUCUGUCGUACAGCUGGUGGCUGUGACCUUGCAACCACUACGCGUGUGAAGACCGCUUGGAAGAAGUUCAAGGAGCUGCUACCAGUCCUGACAUCACGCCACCUGUCGUGUAAGACCCGUGGUCGAGUGUAUAACACCUGCGUACGGAGCGCUAUGCUCCAUGCCAGUGAGAUCUGGGCACUGACCAAGCCAAAUCUUCAUCGCCUACUACGACAGAUCUGUAACAUCAAGCCUGAAGAUAUGGCCACUGUAGGUUCAACUGAAUUGCUGGGGCGGCUUGGCAUCGAUUACCUCGACCUCAUCUUAAGGGAAAGGAGACUCCGCUGGUAUGGCCACGUUGUCAGAUCCAGCAGUGCAGUCAAGUACGCUCUAAACCUACAAGUUCCUGGGAGACGUAGAGUUGGUCGGUCAAUGCUAUCAUGGAGAAAGCUGACGGAGAAAGAUCGUAGGGAAUGGAAGCUCUCUACUGCCGACCCACAAGACCGGAAAAAAUGGAGAUAUGAGGUGAGAUCUGACAUGCGUGCAGCUAGCCAGAUAUCUGGAAGGGGGCCCACUAGUGUGGAAAUAACCCGUAAUCCUGCACGGAAAUAA